UUAGUCUGUAAUUUGUCCUUUUUCAUGAUAUCUAAUAGGAUAAAACAGGCUGAUGUGUCAGAUUAAUAAAUUAGCAGCUUGAACAGCAUUUGAGCUUUCCCGUCCCCUUCACUGUCAGUUUUUUAGAUGGUAUUAGCUAAAGUAAUUUGCUACCCUAGAGAUUAUGAAAAGCAAAGCCUGAGUAAACCUAUAAAAGAAACAUUCCUUUAAUAUUAUUUGGAUAAAUAAAAACAUCUUGUGUUAGCAGCUGUCUUCUGUGAAAUGUUUCUAAUGCUUUGUGACAGAGGAUUAUUUCUUCUGUUUUGAACUUGAACCUGUCAUCAACUAGCAGCUUUGUUUACUUUUCUCCUUUUCCGUUCCCUGAAUGCCCCAGUGUAAGCCAUCAGCUCCAGUGCUUGUGAGCAUACCUACACUAUGCUGUGUGCUGGAAAUGGAUCCUUUCUCCUGAUCUUAAGGGUUGAAUUGGCUUGCCAUGUAAACAGCAAAGGGACUAGUGCAGGUAAUGCUGGCCCAGGAUUCCAUUGUGAUCCUGGCUCACUUCCUCUAAACUCAAACCCAAAGAAAUCUGGAUAAAAGCAGGCACUGAUGGCUUUUUCCCCAAGAGCAAGGAAUUGUCCCAGCACAAGCAGAUUUUCUGUUUCUUUCCAUAUGAUUUGGCCACUAGGAGUGCUACAAAAUGAGGUGGAGUGAUCCAGUUCUUAAUCUUACAAGAUUUUUUUUUUUCAUGACCUACAGAAGCUGUGUCUCCCAGUGCUUGACCCAUUUUCUUUUCUUCAAGGUGCCUAUGGAUAAACCACUGCCUCACCUCCCCUAGCCCAGCAUGGAAGAGGCUGAGUGCAGUGGGGAGAUCAGUGGCUUUAGACAGCAAUAUCCCUGUGCUGGUGAGAUGGGAACAAGAUGGAUUUUAUUACCGUGGUACAGUAAAAGAGGAGAUAGAGAGUGAAAGAGGCAUGUUUGUGGUAGAGUUUGCCAAACCACUUGUGUCAUGUGGAAGACAUCCAAUGUGUGUGCAAAAAACAGCAAAGGAUGACAUCCUGGAAUAUGUGAACGGCAUGAAGCACUCCUUACUCCCUGGAGACAAGGUGCUGGCACCCUGGGAGCCAGAUAUGGCCAGGUACGGCCCAGGAACUGUCCUCACAGGCAUUGAGACAAGGGACCCCUUACGAGCCUCAGAGGAUGAAGAAAUUAUGGUCCAGUUCUGGAAUGACAAGAAAGUGAAACUCGCACGAGGUGUGGCUCUGUGGAUCCCUCCUAGACUGUGGGAGAGGAUUGUGGAGAUGAUCCACAUGCCCUUCACCAGCAGGGUGAAGCCCAGAAAAAGUCUGGACACUAACGCUUGUAUUUCUUCCUGCAGUCCUAAAGCAUCCCUGAUUCCUGUUUGUGCUGUACAUAGCCUUGCCAAGCACCGCUUGUGCUGCUCACCCUGCUGGCCACACUUCCGCUGUCACCAUGAUGGCAUAUGCUGUUUUUCAGCAUAUGUGAGGUGCAUCUGCUGCUGCCAUCCCCACGUUGAUGCCUGGUGGCCUCUUCCAUCCAGGUCUCCAGUCUUUCAGAGCGAAACUGAAGAGGCAGAGUUGAGCAGUGAGCCCUCUCCAUGCCUUGUAGAACUGAAAGACCCAAAACAAGAAGCAGCAACAGCUGUAGCAGGAUUUCUCCCCUGUUCUGAUUCAGAGUGGGGUGUGGAGCCAUUCCCCACUAAGAGUACUGUGGUGGACAGUGCUGUUGACACAGGCUCUGGUUGUCUUGAGAAGCCCAGGCUAAAGGAUUCUGCAAAACCCAAGUGGAAAUACUGGAAAAGAAGCCACGACAAGUCCCAUCCCAGUGAUUCAGGACUCGGCAGAUGCAGUAGCAUGUGUACAAAGGGCAAGUCGGAAUCCAAAGCCAUCUCCGUUGGUGACAUGUCCCGUGUUGCGCUGACUAAUCAGAGUGCAAUGUUUGAAACCAUUGAGCAGUCUCCUAGAGGGCAACUCACAAUGAAAGAAAUCUUAAGAGACCCAGAUUUCAAGCUGUCAUUGGGGGAAGAAGGUUUUGCAGCAUCAGAAAAACAAAGAUGUAAAACAGCAAGGAAGAAAACAGAGUCAGAUAAGUGUAAAGCAACUUGCACAGGAGAUGAAAAACUUGAUGAUAUGAACCAUGUCAGGACAGACAGAAAAAACAUCAAAGAGCCCACUUGCAACAAAGCAGAGAGAGACAUGAUCGAUCAGAAUUCAAUAAAUGUACAACCGAUGAAGUUCAGGAGCUGAAAUUUCAGGUAAACUGCUUAUACUGUAUCAGUGUAACAUUUGUUAAGCAAAUCCAGUUCUGAUUUAGGUAUGGUCUCUGUAGAAUAUCGAUAACUGUAUAAUUUUAAUAACUCAAACUCUUUCUACCUAUAUUGAAUUUCAGCAUCCUCAUUCUUUACUCCAAGGUGUUAUAUUAAAUUCCUGAUUAUUUGUACUUGACUUUACAAUUCUGGAGAGAUCAGGUAAACUAGUAUGAGCACUAAAAGCCUGAACAGAUGCACAGCAAGAGUCUAAUAAACCUCCAAUUUGUCUAAAGUUCUCUGGAAUCAGCCAGAGGAAUUCAGCAGAGUGAUUUUUUUUGUUGUUUGUUUGGAAGCCAGAAGGAAUUGAGAAACAAUACAAGCUGACAGCUGAAAAAUAUUUCUUCAGGAUUGACUACUUUCUCUUCUGCCUUAGAGGGUAAAGGACCUGCUACUGUAGAUACAAACAACAAAAUACUUAGAGAUUCAGCAUUCAAGUCACUGAAUUUUCUAUUCCCAUGAAAAUUAACGGAAACUUUAAUACCAUCCAAAAAGAUUAGAGAGAUAUAUAUAGGUGAUAUCACUAAUUCUAACUGUGGAAUCUGAUCCUUUGGGAGAGUUAAGUGUCCAGAGUGUCUUGUUAGUGGGACCACUCAUGUUUAAAGCAUAUGAAGUUGGCCAUAAGCUGCAGCGUGCAGCUGCUCAGCAUGUCUUUCCCCUGCAGGAAAAUUGGAGAUGGUUCAGGGUACCCUACUACCUCCUGAAAAAGGUAGCUAACUGGUAUUUAGCCUAGGUAAGAAGGACUUAAAGUGUCAAAUAGUUUAUAUAGCUAUGGGCUGGGUUAAACCAUGACAACAUCUGAUGCACAUUCAAGCACCUUCUGGAGUUGGGUCCUAGAUAGUCAAUUUCACUUGCAUUUUAUUUCUUUAUCAGAAAAAUAAAAGUACAAAUAGGAAAGAUGUAUGGUGAGCCAGCCGCUCCAAAAUCAGUGCCAUCCCACAGAAGCUAAUGUACGUUCAUACCACAUGGAUUGUGCUCUCUGUGGUCAAGAAUGCAACAGGGACAUUCUGUCUGAGGAUAGUGUAAAAGAAGCCGUCAUCACAAAGACUAAAUUAUGUAUUUUGUUCCAUUGAUUGUAUCUUUAAUUGUUUAAAGCAUAAGAACCUGGAAUUACAGUCACAUAAUUGGAUUUAAGGCACACAAUGUACAAGUAUUUAUAAAAUCAGUGUACAAAGUGGGCUGCGUAUAAUACCACUGAGUAGAAAACAAAUAU
Molecule: messenger RNA, 3515 nt
Organism: Phalacrocorax carbo (great cormorant)
Lineage: Eukaryota; Metazoa; Chordata; Aves; Suliformes; Phalacrocoracidae
Source: RefSeq, a predicted model, not a curated record